AUUGAAUGUAAAUGUAAUUGAAGUCCACAACCUCGGUGUGUUGCGCACGUGACUGCGUAGUUUCGUAUAUUUCGUAAACGUCUUGUCGUGUCCCCUUGCGACCAGCAGAGGUCGCUGUUUGACUUCAAUUGGUGGCGGACGGGCUGGUGUGAGCGCAUGCGCAGUGUCAGCGCUCGGCCUCCGCUCUUCCAGGCGCUUAAGAUGCGCUGAAAGGUUGUUGGUUCAAGUCUGCUGGUUGAAGACGUUCAACGCCUCCGGAGCGUACCAGACUCGUGAGUCGGAGCGAGAAACCCGCAGAGGCGGCUGUGUGGAGUCUGUUCCAGUGAACAAACCGGCCACUGCUGAUAUCAUAGUCCUGCUCCCUCCAACUCUUCUGGACCUGCAUGGUCUCACGCGACCAGCGGACACUCGACCCACUGGCCCCUGGUUCCCUCCAUUGUCCCUGUCAUCCAUCAUCCGGUCACGUCCAGAGCAGCCCCACGCCUGUGUCGAACCCUCCCGUGGUUCCGCUGGAGGUGUGCAGGUUCUGUCCGACCUGCUGAUCCGAGGACCGUCACUCUGACAUUUUCUCCAGGUGGUCUCGCGUCCGGUUCUGCCGGCCACCUGACUGUUCAAAACUGGGGCGCGAUUCAUGGGAUGCAACCAUGUCGGAUCUCAGUGAGCGCAGGCCGGUCAACACGGACUACGCUGUCUCCCUGCUGGAGCAGCUCAAGUUCUUCUACGAGCAGAAGCUGCUGACCGACGUGGUUCUGUUGGUGGAGGACACAGAGUUCCCCUGCCACAAGAUGGUGCUGGCCACGUGCAGCUCCUACUUCAGGGCGAUGUUCAUGAGUGGCCUGAGCGAAAGCAAGCAGACUCACGUCCACCUGAAGAACGUGGAUCCGGCGACGCUGCAGAUCAUCAUCACGUACGCCUACACUGGCAACCUGACCAUCAGCGACAGCACGGUGGAGCCACUCUACGAGACCGCCUGCUUCCUACAGGUGGAGGACGUGCUGCUGCAGUGCCGCGACUACCUGGUGAAGAAGAUCAAUGCCGAGAACUGCGUCCGCAUGCUGAGCAUCGGCGACUUGUUCAGCUGCAGCGAGCUGAAGCAGAGCGCCAAGCGCAUGGUGGAGCACAAGUUCCCCUCCGUGUAUCGGCAGGAGGCCUUCCUGCAGCUGUCCCACGAGCUCCUGGUGGACGUGCUCAGCAGCGACAACCUCAACGUGGAGAAGGAGGAGACGGUGCGGGAGGCGGCCAUGUUGUGGCUGGAGUACAACAUGGAGGCGCGCUCCCAGCACCUCUCCUCUGUGCUCAGCCAGAUCCGCAUCGACGCGCUGUCGGAGGUGACGCAGCGCGCCUGGUUCCAGGGGCUCCCCCCGAACGACAAGUCCGUGGUGGUCCAGGGGCUCUACAAGUCCAUGCCCAAGUUCUUCAAGCCGCGACUCGGAAUGACCAAGGAGGAAAUGCUGAUCUUCACGGAGGCUCUGUCCGAGUCCCAGGGCGACGCCCACAUCAUGCCCUGCUCCGCCCCCACCACGGUGGUCUGCUACAGCCCGCAGGCAGAGAAGGUCUACAAGCUCUGUCCUCCGCCGGGAGAGCUGCAGAAGGUCGGGACCCUGGUCACCCCCGACAACGACGUCUUCAUCGCCGGGGGCCAGGUGCCGCUCAAGAACUCCAUCAACAACCACGGCAAGAGCAGCAAGUUCCAGGUGGUCUUCCACUCGGUGGACAGCUUCUUCUGGUUGGACGCGCAGCAGAACGCCUGGGUGCAGAAGACGCCCAUGCUGUGCGCUCGCAUCAAGCCCUCGCUGGUCUACUGCGAGGGCUGCAUCUACGCCAUCGGGGGCGACAACGUGGGUGGCGAGCUGAACAAGCGGACGGUGGAGCGCUACGACUGCGAGAAGGACGAGUGGAGCAUGAUGAGUCCGCUGCCCUUGGCCUGGAACUGGAGCACGGCGGUGGCGGCGCACGACUGCAUCUACGUCAUGACCCACGACCUGAUGUACUGCUACUUCCCGCGGGCUGACACCUGGGUGGAGAUGGCCAUGCGCCAGACCAGCCGCUGCUUCGCCUCCGCCGUGGCCUUCGGAGACCUCAUCUUCUACAUCGGCGGCCUCCACGUGGUCAGCAACUCGGGCACCCGCCUGCAGACCAGCACCAUCGAAGGCUCCUCGGUGACGGUGGAGAUCUACGACGUGAACAAGAACGAGUGGCGCACGGCCGCCAACAUCCCCGCCAAGCGCUACUCGGACCCGUGCGUGCGCGCCGUGGUGCUGCUCAACUCGCUGUGCAUCUUCAUCCGCGAGACGCACAUGAACGAGCGCGCCAAGUACGCCCUCUACCAGUACGACACGGCCACGGACAGCUGGUACCUGCGCCAGCCGGUGCCCGAGCGCGUCCUCUGGGACCUGGGCCGGGACUUCCGCUGCGCCGUGGGCAAGCUCUACCCCUCCUGCCUGGAAGAGUCCCCCUGGAAGCCGCCCACCUACCUCUUCUCCUCGGACGGAGCCGAGGAGUUCGAAGUGGACGGAGAGCUGGUGUCCUUCCCCCACGUAUAGCUCUGAGCCGAGGAGGGCGGGGCCACGGCUCAGGGGUGACCCCUCCCGGAGCGGCACCUGAACCACACCCCUCCCCCCCGUCAGCCGCUGUUACACGUGGGAUUCGCCACCUGGCCGGGGCAAAUGGCCGUUGGGCCGUCGCUGCGGCGUCUUCUGACGUCACUGUUUUCAUCUUGUCACACAAGUGGCACAUUGCGACUCUGGAGUCGUUCAGCGGCUCAGUCGCGAGCUAGCUUCUGUUAGCUUGAGCACUCGACUGAGCCGCGUGAAGGCCUGUUACUGGCGAUGGACCCGAUCGGUCCGAGUCAUCCUGGCAACAAUCCCGACGUGUUGGUCACGGCGUUAGAACCCGGGAACGUUCGGCAGCCAUCUUCCCAACAUGUCAUGACCAGCGGGGGGCGUGGUUCCCAGGAAGCGGGUUUCAAGAUCGACUGCAGGCUCAGUCUUUCACCUCCUGCUGCUCCUCAUUUAAGCUCCAGCGCCCCCACCAGGCUGUCGGUUUCACCUUGUUCAAACUCAUUCCCGCGCUGCUAACGCCGUAAACCAUCUGUUUCCGGGGCGCGGGGUUUCUUUUGUACUAGACUUUUUUAUUUAAUACCAGACUUUACUGUAGUGCGACUUGUUCUCCCGUCGGACCCGAGUUCGGGUCCGUCUUGCUGCUGAUUGGUUGUGAGCAGAGGGCUGGCCCAGGCUGUUGCCAUGGAAACUGUCCCAGCAACCACUAGCAGUAGUGGGGAGGAGGGGGCUCCUCCGACCUUUAUACGAAAACGGGGUCAUGAGCACAGGUGCUUCGUGACGGACUCGCAUGUUUGGCUGCAUCAUAUUCCUUUGGCACUGUAUUUUGAAUGAACGUUAAUUUAUUAAAAAACAUACCAAAACGUUCCGCCAGCCUCGAGGGCGUCUGUUCCUCAUCCUGCCCGCCGUGGAGGUCCGGACCUGAGAAACCCGGGGAGACUGGAGCACAAACAGCCGAACCGUCCGAAGGAGGUGAAAGUACUUUUUUAUUCAGCAGUAGAGCGUCUCACUCUCCGUUCAGUCGGAACACUCCACUCCAAAACACCAAGUAGAAAACAAAAGCAGUCGGGUCGAAGGUCACGGCUGAGGCGCUGACAGCAUGCUAACAGGACCUGGUGACUUGGGGGCGCCACGGCAAACACCCAGAAUAAAUACAUCUUUAGCUCCACUGGACAGACGGACGCACCGCGGGGUCACAUGGUUCUCGGGCAGCGACGUGAAGGGCUUGAGGUGAGGAGCAAGAGCACAACUGUCGCAGCUCGGACGCGAACAGACUGGGUUGCGAGUUGAUAUCCGCUGGUUCCAGGAGCCACGCGUCACAGACGCGUUCGCUCCACAGUCAGGUCCAGAAAUGACUGAGCACAGAAAAGACAGGAACAGGACCAGCGUCUGUUGCCAUGGUGACAGACCAAGCUCCUGUCUGAGCCACACCACAGUGUGAAGCCUCGCUCAUGACACACUAAGUGGAAGUCAAAUUUAGCCAUCAUCGAUUCAGCGAUUAAAAACGGAACAGUGGUGAAUAGGUUAAAAAGGUUGUCGCCAUGAUGGUGGGUCGCUUGCUGCUGAAGGCCAGUGAGCAACACUGCCCCCUGCUGACCGGCCCAGCCUUCACACCGUUACCAUGACGACCAGCAUGUGUUGAUGUCCGUCACUAAAAUGAAGGUCUUGGGCGAGCGCCGACGGCAGCGGCGAGCUCGUGUCUCACGGGUCACGUCCAGCAUGAGGAGAACUGGCAGGAGGGUCUGGGUUUGAGCUCACAGUGGAGGAACGUGGCUCUGGUCCCGGAAGAAAGCAGCCAGUGGAAACGUGUGCUCAGCAGGUCCGUUUCUCGGGGUCAGGGGUCACAGUGGUUGGUUCUGGAGCGGGAGACAGCGUGGAGAACCAGGAGGACAUGGCCGACUUGGCACUGGUCAAGGCUCCGCCCACCGACUGACCUGGUGAGACACCCACAGGUCAGUACCCACAAGUCAGGAGCCAGGCGAUGAGCGUGUUAGCCGCGAGCUACCGUACCCACGAUCUUUCCCGUCUGCACCACGCUGCGGCUCGUGGUCAUCAUGGCGUUCCCGAUCUUCUUCCCGCGCUCGCUGUUCUGCACCGAGCUGUGGCGGGAAACAUGGCGGUGAGGAUGAGCAGCGGGACUCAGUUUCCUGUUCUCACACCCACACCAUCAUCAAGUUCCUACUGAGAAACUCCGUCUGAUACUUAACGUCAUUGCGUUCUUCUGUUCAUUUCAACCACAAGAGGGCGACACUUGCCGUGCAGCAGGUGGACGGAGGCACUUACUGGGACAGUCGCAGUUUCACAUCAGCCACGCUGUAGUGACCCUGGAACAGGUGACUGACACACACACACACACGGGGGUCAAACCAGAACCAGCGCAUCCGCUGCGUCCACACGGUGGCGCCACUCACCCCGGCGUGACGGUCGUCAUGGCAACGUGCUUGUUGCUGUACCAGACCCUGAAGUUGUGCGUGUUUUUCCAGGCGCCGACAAAGCCGGCGCCGUAGUCGGCCAGCAGCCGCUCGCUGUCUGUGGCGGAGGCAGAGGCGGGGCGUGAGCGGCGGUGCACAGCCAAGCGCGCGCCCCCGGGGGCGGGCCUCACCUGGCUGCAGGACGCUGGACAGCAGCGAGUGCAGGUAGAGCGUGAACUGGGCCCGGAUCCACUCGUCGCCGCCCUCCCAGCCCGUCCCGUCCAGGAAGACGUCGUCCCUGUUCUCUGUCACGUGCUUCACCAGGUAGUCCGCGAAGCGCAGGUCCGCCGUGGUCAGACUCAGGACCUUCCUCAGCUCCGGGUCCUGGAUGUGGAUGGCCGCGUCCUCCACCUGGGGGUCGCCACAGGGUCACGGCCGCACGCCUUUCUGUCUGUCUGCGCAGCGGUCGUACCUCCACCACGGCGUCGCUCAGGUGUCUCUGCUGGCGGAACAGAAUGUUGGUCGCCCCGGCGACGAAGCCACGGACUGUCACGUCCGACAGCAGGUGGUGCUGCUGCAGCGCCAUGUAGGGCAGGCACAGGUAUCCCUGCAGAGAGCCGGACAGGUGAGACCGUGGCAGCGGCGCGUGACAGCAGGCGGGCAGCUGAGCAACCUUGGUGAAGACGGCCAGCGGGAGACCGUACUGGUCCUCCUCCAGUCCGGACACCAGGCCUUGAGUCACGGCACCCGGGCUCGCUGCCUGCGGCUGCACGGUGAUGGGCACGCCCGUCUCCGCGUCUGCCGCUGGCUCGGGUGCUGCCUCUGCCCCCUUGGGGGCGUCGUCCAGCACGCUGGGGUCCAGAGUCUCCCAGUCGCUCUCCGAGGAGUCCGGCGAAGUUCUGGUCGGGGGUUUGAGGAGGUGGUUCCCUUCUGAGCCAGACGACCCGCCGUCGGCCAGAUCAGUGACCGACACCGACACAAACUCCUCCCCGAGCGCGCCGUCCUCCGACACGCUGCCCCGCGGCCGGUAGUGCGACGAGUCCACCAGUCCGUGCUCCAGCAUGCCUGCACACACACGGCAGCGGCGUCAGCAGGGUGCGGAACCUCCACCGGCGCCGCUCGCCACUGACCCGGGAAGAGCGACAGCACCGUCAUCAGAGCUCCCACCAGCCGGCUGACCGGGGACACGUAGAACAGGACCUGCGGACGGAAGCGGACGUGAGCGCUGGACCCGCGGUGAGCCCGGGUCAUGUGACCGGCCGCCCGGCACCUUCUUCUCCAGCAGGAUGAGCUUGAAGAGGAUCAGGACCUGAGGGCAGAGCAGGGUUAGUGUCAGCGCGCGGCACCGGCCCGGCCCAGGCGGCGCCCCCUACCUUGUGUCGGAAGUGCAGGAUCAGGUCUCGCGGCGACAAACCUGCGGGAAGACAGUGUGAGCGAGUGGCUGAUUAACAGAGAGGGCAGCGCCCCCUGCUGGGGCCGACCUACCCAGGUGGAGCUGAGAGCCCUCCAGGCUGGAGCCGCCCAGCGAGCCGUUCAUGUGCUCGAACAGCUCCUGUGGAGAGAAAGAGCCCCAGGCCAGUCGGUGACGUCUCAGGCCGCGGUGAUGUCACAAGCUCUCACCUGCAGGAUGGAGAUCUGGGAGAAGUCUUUCUCCUCGAAGUAGGCGUGAGUGAUGAGCUGCAGCUUGGCUUGGAGGAGGCCGAAGAGAGGCUGCACACACACACACACACGCGCACGCGUCUGUCUCUCUCUGUCCCUGUGAGGACCGCGCCUGGCCGUCGCCCUUCCCCCAGCCUCUCCCCCUGAACUCAUGGCUCACCUGAGCCAGGACCAGGCUGGAGCCCUCAGAGUGAGGCGAGAGGACCCACCCGCGACACACACGGACCUCAGAAGGACGAGCCACUCACCACGCGACUGAGGACACACACGCUCUUCUGCACCGUCUCACGGGUCACGUCGGCCUGCCGCACCUUCAGAGCCUGACGGUGGGAGAUCAAGUCAUGACACUGCCGUGGGCCCCGCCUCCACACAAACACGGGGUACCUUCGCUUCGAUUUGUCGGUAACACGAGACCCCGUAAACACACUUCAUGUCGCCGCCCAGCGGUGGGAGGUGGAAGUACACCGUGUCUGCAACACAAGCGGCAGCGGAGUCGGUGAACGGCGGCGGGGGUGUGCGCGCGCGCGCGCUCGUGUGUGUGUCUCUCUCACCCUCCUGGAAGUUGUGGGCGCCGUCGGGCAGCGCGAGGAACGGCAGGUACUUCCACUCCUCGGGCAGCAGGCUGCUGUCGUGACCUUGGUCCGGCAGCAGCGGCGGGAAGGAGAACUCCACCUGUCAGACAGCAGCCAGGUGAGUGACUCGGGCCCCGCCCACCCUCUCUGUCCCGAGGUCUGGAGAGGUGGGGCGAAUCCUCAACCAGGUCAACAGGUGGGCGGAGUCCGCUGACCCCCUCGGGUC
Synchiropus splendidus (mandarinfish) is the source of this 7426-nucleotide messenger RNA. It is a transcript of the gene kbtbd2, whose product is annotated as kelch repeat and BTB (POZ) domain containing 2. The record is from RefSeq and is a predicted model, not a curated record. The transcript has 4 exons. Gene Ontology annotation, molecular function: protein binding. NCBI's taxonomy places the organism in Eukaryota, Metazoa, Chordata, Actinopteri, Syngnathiformes, Callionymidae. The coding region runs from base 645 to 2543 and encodes 632 amino acids.